GCUUCGUUUAUAUUUGGUUGGUGAAUCGAGCGACGUCUUAACGUAACAGAGAGAUUAGUUUGUGUAAUCACAAUACGUCUGUUGAACAAGAAGAUUUAGUCUUUCCUCGAGAAACAUCCCCUUAAUAAUAGCAUGUUUUAACCGUCCCCUUAUAUCCGGUUAGGUCUCCAGUCCCCAUCACCCUGACACAGAGCUGCAGACAUGGUGGAGCCGACGUCACACACGUUUGCAUCCAUAGCAGAGGAGCUGGGCUUCUGGAAGGAGCAGGCAGAGGCACAUCAGCAAAGGGCUGAUGAGGCUCAGGAGGAGCUGCAGGAGUUUCAGCAGAUGAGCCGAGACUAUGAAGCAGAACUGGAAACGGAGCUGAAACAGUGUGAGGGUCGAAACAAAGAGCUGCUUUUAGACAACAACCGACUACGCAUGGAACUGGAGAGCAUAAAGGAGAAAUUCGAGGCUCAGCAUUCGGAUGCUUUUAGGCACAUCUCAACCCUCGAGGAAGAUCUGGCACAAACCACAGCAGUGAGAGAUCACCUGCAGAAAUACAUCAGAGAGCUAGAGCAGUCCAAUGACGACCUGGAGAGGACCAAAAGGGCUACCAUCAUGUCUCUGGAGGACUUUGAGCAGCGAAUGAACCACGUCAUUGAGAGGAAUGCAUUUCUUGAAAGCGAGUUGGAUGAGAAAGAGAACCUGCUUGAGUCUGUUCAGAGGCUAAAGGAUGAAGCCAGAGACCUUCGCCAGGAGCUGGCAGUACGUCAGAAGGACAGGCGUCCAUCAAGCAGCCUGGGCAAAGACACAGAUCUGACAAUCCCCUCGGCUGGUAACCCAUCCAUCCCUGUCACACCCUCCAAACCUAUCAGCUCAUUUGCCACGCCCCCUCCUUCCAGUAUCCGACGAGGUGAUGGUCUGACAGGGACUCCCCUCACAACUUCUGCUAGAAUAUCUGCACUCAACAUUGUAGGGGAGCUGCUGAGAAAAGUUGGAAAUCUGGAGUCAAAGUUGGCGUCCUGUCGAGACUUUGUGUACGACACGUCUACUAGCAGACCAGCACUUCCGGCUGGACCUGGUAGUCCUUCUGGUUUAGAAAGAGGUUCUGAGGUCCAAGCUAGCAGCAUGAGCCCCCCUCCUCAGUACGACAGUUUAGUGAAACGGUUAGAAUUCGGACCAGCUCCUCCGAGAGGCGUCUCCCAGGGUGCCCAGUCUCCUCAGGGUGGGGUCAAGAUUCUUCUAUGAGAGAAAAAAAGAAUGUGAACCACCUCCCGCAUUCACUAACCUGACACCAACCCCCCCCCGCCUCUCCAUCCUUAACAAACUACAGCAACGGGGACUUUGAACUAUGCCGUCUUCCCUUGUCGUCACGUGCCCUGCUGAACUAUUUUGAACAAGAAAGCCGCUCACCUUGCCCCACAUUAUCAGCGCAUGGACUUCUGCUGCCUCAGGCUAGUAUCACACCAUAUCUAUCAAAGGAAGCAGCACUAGCUUGUGUUGAAUAACAAGGAACAGAGAACAGAGAACCUACUGCUCACACGGUCUUCUGCUGUAUCGUCGACACUGUGCUGGGUAGCAUUUAAAAAACAUCUUCUGUAUCUGCUGUCGUGAAUCAACAGGGCUGACGAAACGGUACCAAUACUGGGAAACACAGUUAUCAUGAAAUAGGGAGCUGAAUAAGAGCAACUGGACAUGACCCUGAUAAAGGGACCAAGAACCUGAAAUAUCAUAUAUACAAAUGUUUCGAUUGUCAAUCGAAAGUCAAAACCAAAGCUUGAAAAAUAGAAAAACUGAUCAAAGAUAAAAGUAAUGAUUGAUUAUUGAAUAAUGAAUCUUAUAUAAAAACAAAACAUGGUGAAACUUGAUUAUUUUUUGUUUUUAUUCUUUGAGCUAAGGGCUUGAAUAGUGUAGCACUGAACCACAACAACAUGAAUAAACCUCUGUCGUGGAGGAGCUGAAUGUUAAUAUCAUUUUCCCUAGCCGAGCCCCCAUUAUUUGUUUUCUAGAAGAGACUUAAUAUUUUCCACUGUUACAAAAACUUACUUUUCUGCCAGGAACUGUUGUUAGCGUUUUAGCCAUCGCUGCCUUCAUCAAUGUUACCUCUUCAGUUUGUAGGCCUUGCUUUGCUGUAAUAGUUUAAAUAAUUAUACUCAUGCUGCCAGGCGUCUAGGAAUGAGAUAAUGUCACUUCCCUUCAGGCUAGUUUAAUAUCACAUGGUUUUCAGUUAGACCCCCGGUUCUUGCUCUCCUUCUUACAGCUGCACAGACUGCUGCACAGACUUAUAGUGAGUUGUUUUAGCCGACUCAUGUUUAUCCGGUAGUCAAAGCUGAUGAGUGUAAAGUAUAGGAAUAGGUUUUCUGCCUCAGAGAUGAGAUGUACAGUUUUCAUGCUGCAGAUUUAUGAUCUAGUGUUCCCAAUAAGUUUUAUAAUGAUAGAGGUUAGAUCGGCACAUUGUUCGCUACUGAAUGUACAGUAAUAAUUCCCUGAUAGGUGUGAGACCCCCUGUCUGCCAUCAAGAGUUAUAUGGUGGACGAAUGAGGGAAUAUACCAAGCAAUAAUAGAUUUUAACAGGUCAAAGAUAAGCACAGUUCAUAGUAUAUUUGUGUAGGUAUAUAGAACGUAUAUUGAAUACCCUUUACCUGCCUUUUAGCAAGGGAUAUUGUGAAUGGGGAAAUAGAGUGAUUUAAUGUGAAAUGUUUGCGUUUCUCUGAAAUGUUUCUGGUUAAUCUGGAGCUGUAACUACUGCCAUCCAGCAGCUCAUUUAUCAAAUAUUACAGUACAUAUUAAAAUACCACAUUGUGGUGUAGCCUGUGUGGAAAGUUAACUUGUGGUUAAUACAUAUGAGAACUGGAUUUCCUGCUCCUCUUUGCUGUUUAACCUCCCUUGAACUAACAUGAGCUAACUGUAACUGUAAUCCACGACCACUGUGUACUGCGUGUUUGUUUGUAUACAGCAGCACCUCUGCAACUGCUUCUGUAUUUGGACUAUGAACUGUCUGUGCCUGAGGUACUAUACCCAACUUUUAUCCUGUUGGUUUGCAGUUGUUUUUCUAUUGAAUUGAACAGAUGAUGAUCUUUGAAGUCACUGCACAAGACGGAAAUAUUAAAAGGAGAAAAUA
Anoplopoma fimbria (sablefish) is the source of this 3103-nucleotide messenger RNA. Its product is annotated as nuclear distribution protein nudE homolog 1-like. The coding region runs from base 202 to 1230 and encodes 342 amino acids. The transcript has 9 exons. NCBI's taxonomy places the organism in Eukaryota, Metazoa, Chordata, Actinopteri, Perciformes, Anoplopomatidae. Gene Ontology annotation, molecular function: microtubule binding. The record is from RefSeq and is a predicted model, not a curated record. Gene Ontology annotation, biological process: establishment of mitotic spindle orientation; vesicle transport along microtubule; cell migration. Gene Ontology annotation, cellular component: kinesin complex; centrosome; kinetochore.